CGAAUUAAUGUUUAUUUGCUGAUACCGCAUUAUCAUUUGUUUUUUAUUUAUCGUAAGGACCGCUAUUUCUGUGUACUUGUUUAAAUGCGUUUAUUUAUAUUAGCAAGUAGGUCAAAGAACAUGACUGUCGUAGGAUCUUUAAAAAGGAUUUAAUUACAUGGAAUAUUUCAAUUUCUUUACAAAUACAUGUAGUUUAUUUACUACAUUUAAUAUCUUAUUACACGAUUUACAUAUAUUGUCACUCAAUGAAGGGCGUAAAAGCAUUGACCGUUUCGGGUAAUAGGUCAUGACUGACGAAAUAUAUAUGUUUGUUACAAGUUGUCACAAACUGACGAAAUUCAAUGACAAUUUAAAUUUGCAAAUAUAUAUGAGGGAUUUAAAAAACGAUUUGAGCUCGUUCAGUUAUGGCUUGUCAAUUCGUUUACGAUAUUUUUAGUUAUUUAACACAGUUAUCAAUAACUUCGUUUAUUUUGGUUAUCACUGUUUGUAUACUGUUACACUACAUAUUCUUCUCAAAGCGGUAUAACCCUCCUUUACCACCGUCACCGAAUUUUAAACUUCCGUUGAUUGGACAUUUACACUUAUUGGAGCAUGACAUGAGAAAACCGUUCAGAAAAUACCGGAAACAACUUGGCGAUGUAUUCACGUUGUAUUUUGGUGGAAGGCUGACAAUUGUGAUAUCGGGAUAUGAGACUUUGAGAGAAGCCUUUCUUAAAAAUGGAGAGUUGUUCGCCGACCGACCAAGUCUUUAUAUAACAGAUAUUGCUACAAGAAACCGAGGUUUUACACUUGCGAAUGGGGAGCGUUGGAGGGAACAUCGUCGGUUUGCUUUAAGUACCUUAAAAGAUUUUGGAAUGGGGAAAAGCAAACUUGAGGGAAAGAUCCACGAAGAAGUUGAAUCUUUCUUAUCUGAAAUUGAGGCUCACAAAGGAGAUCCCUUUGACCCAAAGGAUAUCAUCAGCACACACAUAGCGAAUAUCAUAUGCUUCAUUUUGUUCAAAGGCCAGUUUAAACAUGAUGAUCAGCGAUUCUUAGGGAUGAUCAGGCUAUUUGACGAGAACAUGGAAUCUGCUGCUGGACUCGCAAACCUCAUGCCAUGGUUAGCUGAAUUUCCAGGUGAUCCUCUAAAGUGCAAGAAAAUGAUUAGCAAUGCUGAUAAAAUAUUUGAGUAUGUUGACGAUAUCAUUGACGAACAUGUGAGGGAGUAUGACGAAAACGAAAUAGAUGAUCUGACAAGUGCUUAUAUUAAGGAAAUGAAGAGAAAGGAAACCAAUGGGGAAACAACUACAAUGUGCUUUGAGGAGCUGUCGGGAAUGAUUGGAGAUUUGUUUAUUGCUGGCUCACAUACAACGACUGCAGCAUUAAGAUGGGCAAUAGUUUGUCUUGUUCAGUUUCCCGAAAUGCAAGAGGAAAUGUACGAGAUUAUAUCCUCUAGGAUCGGAAAUGAGAGACUGCCAUCUACUAUGGACAAAACCUCAUUAGGAUACAUUGAAGCUUUUUAUUUGGAAGUAUUAAGGUAUUGCACUAUAACGAUAUCGAGCGGAGUCCAUGCUACAACUAGAGAUUUAACCUUCAAAGGGUUCACUAUUCCAAAAUAUGCGCUUAUUAUGCCAGAUGUGUAUUCUGCUCUGCAUGACCAAGACACCUGGCAUGAUCCCGAAAACUUCAGACCAGAACGUUUUCUUGACGAAAAUGGCAACAUAAGAAAGCGAGAAGAGAUGAUAGCGUUUUUUCUAGGAAAGCGCAAUUGUGUUGGAGAAUCUUUGGCACGAAUGGAAUUGCUGCUGUUUGUAGGAGCUCUUGUUCAAAGGUUUCGUUUGGAGAGUCAAAAUGAUGAAGCAGUUUCAUUAGAACGCGUUGACGGUGUAUUUGGAUUAGUGCAUACACCAAAGCCAUACAGAAUUGUUGCAACUUUGCGCGUUUAGAACAGGUGUAAAAGCUGGCUUCGAUAAUAUGCAAUAUAACUGUUACAAUAGAUAAUAUCUGCCUCUUUUAGAACAGAAAAGUAUGUUGAUUUGCUGAUGGAUGUUAAAGCAUCGGUUGAGAUCUUGAGAAGCAAAUUGUGUCGCGUGUCAUGCCAUCGGCAAAUACAUGUUGAUAUAGAUCUUUCAGUUACAAUACAAAUGCCGGUAGUAUAUAAUGAAUAUAUAAUACACACGUCUUAGGACAUUUAUACAUGUUUUCUAUUAAAAUAAUGAUAAAUAUAAUAAUCAUGGAAUAUUCGUUAUUGUAAAGAAUACCAUCUAUAUGUUCUUUCGACAGUCAGUACUGUUUGAUAAGAGUUGUAGGUAAUGAUAAUGUAUAAAGUUGUCUGAAGUUAUCAUAUAAGAAUAUUGUUACAUUUUCCUCUUUAUGUAUAAAAGCAAAUACUGUUUAAAGCGAAAUUGUGAACCGUAAUUUUAUGUGUAUUGUGAUUGUUUUUAAAUUUUCGACUAUACAUUAAACCUCAUUUAAACAUG
Mercenaria mercenaria is the source of this 2459-nucleotide messenger RNA. Its product is annotated as cytochrome P450 2C23-like. The transcript is spliced from 6 exons. Gene Ontology annotation, molecular function: iron ion binding; heme binding; oxidoreductase activity, acting on paired donors, with incorporation or reduction of molecular oxygen, reduced flavin or flavoprotein as one donor, and incorporation of one atom of oxygen. Gene Ontology annotation, cellular component: intracellular membrane-bounded organelle; cytoplasm. Bases 405 to 1925 code for a protein of 506 amino acids. Gene Ontology annotation, biological process: xenobiotic metabolic process. The record is from RefSeq and is a predicted model, not a curated record. NCBI's taxonomy places the organism in Eukaryota, Metazoa, Mollusca, Bivalvia, Venerida, Veneridae.